Myotis daubentonii (Daubenton's bat) is the source of this 1443-nucleotide messenger RNA. It is a transcript of the gene C1QL1, whose product is annotated as complement C1q like 1. Gene Ontology annotation, molecular function: protein binding. NCBI's taxonomy places the organism in Eukaryota, Metazoa, Chordata, Mammalia, Chiroptera, Vespertilionidae. The record is from RefSeq and is a predicted model, not a curated record.
GGCUGGAGGCUGCGGCCGCGGCACAGUUCGGCCGCUCAGCGGGAGGGAGGCGCGAGGCAGGACCCGGCGGCUGGGCUCUGCGGCGCCUCCAGCGCAGCGCAGCGCGGCGCCCCGGGUCCGGGUCCGGGUCCGGCCCCAUGCCCGCAGCCCUGCCGGACCGCCCUUGAGCGCGGGCGCCUCGCCCGCGCCCCCCGCCCGCCGGCACCAUUGCCCCGACGGCGCGGCCGGGUGGCCCGGCGCUCCCCAGGCUGCGCGCCGGCCGGAAGACGCUGCUGGCGGCCGCCGCGGGCGUGGUGAUGCUGCUGGUGCUGGUGGUGCUCAUCCCCGUGCUGGUGAGCUCGGGCGGCCCUGACGGCCACUAUGAGAUGCUCGGAACCUGCCGCAUGGUGUGCGACCCCUACCCCGGGCGGGGCCCCGGCGCCCGCGCGCGGCCCGACGGCGGAGACGCCCUGAGCGAACAGAGCGGCGCGCCCCCGCCCUCCACGCUGGUGCAGGGCCCCCAGGGGAAGCCGGGCCGCACCGGCAAGCCUGGACCGCCCGGGCCUCCCGGAGACCCGGGUCCUCCGGGCCCCGUAGGGCCGCCCGGGGAGAAGGGUGAGCCGGGCAAGACCGGCCCUCCCGGGUUGCCGGGCGCGGGGGGCAGCGGCGCCAUCAGCACCGCCACCUACACCACGGUGCCGCGCGUGGCCUUCUACGCCGGCCUCAAGAACCCUCACGAGGGUUACGAGGUGCUCAAGUUCGACGACGUGGUCACCAACCUAGGCAACAACUACGACGCGACCAGCGGCAAGUUUACGUGCAACAUCCCCGGCACCUACUUCUUCACCUACCACGUCCUCAUGCGCGGCGGCGACGGCACCAGCAUGUGGGCUGACCUCUGCAAGAACGGCCAGGUGCGGGCCAGUGCCAUUGCCCAGGACGCAGACCAGAACUACGACUACGCCAGCAACAGCGUGAUCCUGCACCUGGACGCGGGCGAUGAGGUCUUCAUCAAACUCGACGGGGGCAAAGCGCACGGCGGCAACAGCAACAAAUACAGCACGUUCUCCGGCUUCAUCAUCUACUCUGAUUGAGCUCCCCGAGUCCCUGGUUACCCCCCGGGCUCCUCGUCCUGCUGGGCAAUGGAUGACCCGUCCCCCGCCCACCUCUCUGCUGCCCAACCCGGCUGCGCCCCCGUCCUGGCCGCAGCGCAGCCUGCGCUGUAUAUUUGUACAAUAGGAUUGUUUAUUGCCCACCCCUCCCGCCAGUCCGCCCAAGCCUGGGGACCGGUCUGGUGCGGCAGAGUCAGAUGCGCUGCCCUCCUGCUCCCGCUCCGGCUCCGGGGGUGGUGCCACCUGGGGAAGGGCUGGGAGGGGGACUGGGUAGCUCCCCAGCACCCUUUAAAGCCCUACCCCCAGUCGCUCCCCGUCUGACCAAAGCUAUAAUAAAAACACUUGCACCCCA